Molecule: messenger RNA, 3528 nt
Organism: Plasmodium gallinaceum
Lineage: Eukaryota; Apicomplexa; Aconoidasida; Haemosporida; Plasmodiidae
Product: conserved Plasmodium protein, unknown function
Exons: 1
Coding region: 1-3528 (1175 amino acids)
Source: RefSeq, a predicted model, not a curated record
AUGCUAAAGUUUUCAAAACAUGCUUGUCAUCAAAUUUUUUGUAGUGAAAAUUAUGUCACUAAAAGAAUAAACAAUUUAAAUAACAGUCUAUUAUGUUUAAGAACAAAUGAUAGAUAUAAAAAAUAUAAGUUUUGCUUUAGAGAUUACAAAAAUUUCAACGUACUUAAGGAUUAUAUAUUUGAAAAAAAAAGUGAUGAUGAAAAAAUAAACAUAAAAAAAAGUGAAUUUUUUAAUAAAAAUGAAAUUUAUUAUUGUAAAAAAAAUAAUGUAGACAGUGUAUUAAUUAACGAAAAUUUAUAUAAUAAUUUAAAAAAUAUAUUUGUUUUAAUUGAUAGAAUAAAUCGCUACUUAGUUAAACAGAACUCUUUAAAAUAUGGAAAUAUUUUUCCCUAUAAAAUAAUUGAAAAUAAUGUUAAUAUUAACAGAAAGCUUUACUUGUUUUAUCUCGAACUACCUAGUAAAUAUGAAAGCAAAAUUUCAUUUGAUAUAGAAAUUAUAUUUCACGAUAAAAAUUUUCUAGAUUUGUGUAAAGAAAUUAAGAGUUUAGAUUUUUAUUCACUAGUAUCAUUUUUUUUUCUUUACAAAAAAAUAAUAAAUUACAAGUGUGAUAGUUUUAAAAUAAUUUCUUUUUUUCGUGAAAUACAUAAGUUUAUUUUACAAAAUUUAUGCAUAUUAAUAAAUAAUAUUACAUCAAAUUAUAAUGAAAAUAAUAAAAAUCAUGAAAAAAAUAUUAGAAGUAAUAAAUUAAGUUUUCAUCAAACAUAUAUAGAAAUAUUAAAUGUAUUAAAUGUUUUAAAAAAUAAUAGAAAAAAAUAUAUAAACUUUAUUAAUUUUAUAUUAUAUACACAGCACAAAAAUGUAUAUAAACACAAUCAUCAUUAUAAUUAUUUUUACUCUAUUAGAGUUCUCCAUUUAGUAAAUGAGAUCAUAUUUUUUCAAUUAAAUUCUUUUAAUAUAAAUUGCAACAACGAAGAAAGGAUAUCUAACAAUUUUUGCACUAUCUUAAAUGAUAAUUAUUUUUAUAUACAAAAAGAUAAAUUUACAUGGAAUUAUAUUGAAAAAUAUUAUGAAGAAAAAGAAUUUUACGAUAAUAAUAAUAAUAAUAUGCAAAAAGAACUUUUUUAUAAUAAUAAGGAUUUAAAUAAUGAUAUAUAUAAUUUUAAACAAUAUAGUAUUAAUGAUUUAAAGAAUAAUAAAAAACAUACCUUUUUCAAGGAACCUUUAAUUUAUGAAGAAUGUAAUAAUAAAGACAAUCAAAAAUACUAUUAUAAUGGUGCUCGUGAUAUUAUUAAAGAAGUUGAUAAUGCAUAUAAAUAUAUUUCAAAAGAUAUAAAUUGUUCUUUUUUGUUUAAACACAAUAUUAUAUUGUUAACCAUAAUUGUUAAAAAAAUCAAAUAUAUAGAAAAUAGAACUCUUAAUGAUAUACAGUGUAUUUUAGAGAGUAUUAAUUUGCUGAUGCAUGUAAAUAAUAAAUUAGUUAAUUUAAAUAAACUGGUAAAUGAAAAAGAUACAUUUUUAAGGAACACAAUAUCAUCUAAAUAUAAUGAAAGCUUGUUCUUUUUAUCAUUUUUAAAUUUUGUUUUUAAUAUCUUAAAAAAUUUAAAGUAUUCUAAUAAUUAUUUAAAAAUAACAAAAACGUACAACGGAAAUGAAAAUUUUUUUAAAAUUCUUUCCCUAAUAUCCAAUAUUCGAUAUUUAUUAACUAUUAAUAACAAAAAUAAUGUAAAUCAAAAUACCAGUGAAUAUCAAAUAGAAUGUGAAAAUAAAUUGAUAGAGAUAAAAUUUAUUAAAAAAAAUUUAAUUAAUAAAAUAAAUAAAAAUAUAUGUCUACUAACUAAUGAAAUAAUUUUAACGUAUUCAAAUUACAUAAAGUCAUUUCAUGAUAAUGAUGUCAAUUUUAAUCAUAGCUUGUUGACAUAUUUAUCAUACGUACUUAAUGAUUUGUAUAUUCAAAAUAAUUAUCAAAUAAAAAAAUUUAUUUUCUCAUAUUUUUUAAAAUAUUAUAAAAUUUUUAAUUCUAUGAUAGUAUCAAAUAAAACUGACAUAUACUUACAAUAUAUAACAAUUUACAAUUUUUUGAAACUAUUCAAAAAUGCAAUUAAUGAAUCAUCGGGAGAAUAUGAUGAUGUUUUAAGAAUAUUCAUGGGAUUUUUUGAUAGUAAUAUUUGUCAGAAACUAAGUGAAGAUAAAUUUAUGAAUAAUUUUCGUGAUAAGGAUUAUAUAAAAUAUUACUUACACUUCUUAAAUAAAUUGUGUUAUUUUUUUAUUUUAUCAAAAAAAUUAAUUACGAAUCGCGAAUUUCUUAACCACAUUAAUUAUCAUUUUUAUUUAACUUUUUAUUCAAUCAAUAUAUAUAUUGAAAAAAAUAUGAACAAUUCAGAAUUAUUUAUAUAUUUUAUUAACAAAUGUGUAAAUAAAAUAAUAGUUAUAUUAGUAAUUAAUAAAUACUUUAAUAUGUUGGGAGAAGAUUUAAUUAAAUGCUUGUUAAAAUUUAUAAAUUAUACACACAACAUUAUUAACAAUGAAAAAAAAAGAAAAAUACUUAUAUACAUCGUUCCUUUUAUAAAACAAGAAAAACAUAUUUUGGAUAAUUUAAAGUAUUUUUUAAUUAAUAAAGAAAUAACACAAUGCAAUAUAGGGAAAAAAAUUAGAGAUAAUUACACGGACGAGAGUAGUAAUUAUGAAAUUGAAAAGAAAGGAAACGAUUUUCUCUGUACAAGUGUAAAAAGCAAUCCUUCGAUAGAUAAAGAAAACAAUUUAAACAGUAAAGCUUUUAAUAAUUUUGAAGAAAAAAAAAGAGAAGAUAUAAAUGAAUCAUGUAAAGAUAUAAAAAUGAUUCCUUCCGGAAUUAUUGAAAAUUUUGAAAAAAUUAAAGAUUCCAAAUUAAAAAAUAAUGAAUUGUAUGUAUUAUUAGAUAUGCAUAUGAAAGAAAAUUACUUAAUUAAAAAAGAGAAUACAUUAUUAAAAAACAAAUUAAAUUAUAUUGUCCUCAAUUUUGAAAAAUUUAUAUCAUCUUAUAUUAAUGUUUUGAUAUCACAAAGUCCCAUUUUACUGUACAAAAAACAAUUUAUGGAAGUAGAGAACAAGAAUGAUUGCGUUUUAACUAAAAAAAAAAUUAAAAUAAAUAAUAUUCAUAGUAAUGAAUUAAAUAAGGAAAAAAAUAUUGCCAAUUUGAGUAUAAAAUUUGAUUAUCAACAAGUUGACGUAAAGAAUGAGUAUUUCUACAAAUUAAAAAAAUACGAGAAUAAAAAUUGUAUAAAAAUUAAUAAUAUACUUGUAAACAUGUAUAUGUAUAAUCCUCACAUAUGUGUUAAGGAUAAAAACAUUUUUUUAACAAAAGACAAGAAGCAUAAAAAAAUUAUAAUUCUACCAUACGAUGUAUAUAAAAAUAUUCAAAAAUUGGUUAAUUAUGAAGAAAGUGAAGAACUAAAUUUAUUUAAGAAAUUAAAAUGUUCAAUUUGUUCGUUUUUUUAUAAACUAAAAAUUUUUUUAAGUAAAAAAUUGCAAGAUAAAAAAAAAUUUAGUUAA